Jaculus jaculus (lesser Egyptian jerboa) is the source of this 864-nucleotide messenger RNA. It is a transcript of the gene Tp53tg5, whose product is annotated as TP53 target 5. NCBI's taxonomy places the organism in Eukaryota, Metazoa, Chordata, Mammalia, Rodentia, Dipodidae. The record is from RefSeq and is a predicted model, not a curated record.
AUGGUCAACCAUAUUCGGCACAUGAACAAACUACCUCUUAUCUUCUUUGAGACCCAGGACCAGAAACUGCAGGACAAGAUAAAGCAGCCCAUCAGCAAACUAAUUGAGCGGAACCGACUCAAGAUGGUGUUAAAAAACUUGUCAAUCUUGAAGCUACUCAGGAGCUCAAACCACCGGAUCCAGGCCCUGCACAAUCUGGCCAGAAGGUGCUGGAAUUCAUUGGUCAGAGUUCCAAAGAUCCUCCGAAUCUCCUCAGGGAGCAAUGACGUCUGCAAUGACGUGGGACAACGUGAUGAAGAGCUACCCGAGGCUAGGCCCCUAGAGAAGAUGCUGGAGUCUGAGAAAGCUGAGUCCGUAGGGGAGCCUAAGGAGAUCAGGCCCCAGGAGGGGCCCCAGGGGUCACCUGCAGCGGUGCCACAGCAAGACAAACAGACGGGGCCUGAGCUUCCCAGGACAUCAAAGGGUCAUGGCGUGAGCACUGGAGCCCGGGAGAGACAGCCAUACACUAGGGGCCCCCGAGUCAUCUUCCUGAAGACCUGCCCCCACAGAACUCCCAUGAGCAACAUGCAGCGGCUGCCUGUGGCUGGCCAGUUGGUCUGGUUCGAGGGCCUGCCCACCCGCAUCCAGCUCCCGGGGCCCCGGGUCUUCUGCAGAUCCUCCACCCUGCGCUGGACCACGCGCUGCUGCACUCGGUUCUGCUCUGCGUCCCUCGAGCUGCCUAUGCGACCUCCCUAUAAGGCGCGCAUGACACACACCACUGCCAGGCCUGGGACAGGUGCAGACCCUGAGCCAGGAACCAUAGGCCUGGUCCCUGUGCCCACUCACCAAACGGCAGCGCCCUCUGGGGGUGAUUUGAGCGACUAA